Molecule: messenger RNA, 1736 nt
Organism: Catharus ustulatus (Swainson's thrush)
Lineage: Eukaryota; Metazoa; Chordata; Aves; Passeriformes; Turdidae
Product: hematopoietic lineage cell-specific protein-like
Exons: 15
Coding region: 82-1647 (521 amino acids)
Biological process (GO): regulation of actin filament polymerization
Cellular component (GO): cortical actin cytoskeleton; actin filament; plasma membrane
Molecular function (GO): actin filament binding
Source: RefSeq, a predicted model, not a curated record
CAGGCCCAAAGCUCUCACUGGCAGCAGGUGCCUGAGCAAAAAGCAGCAAGUUUGCCAGCAGGAUCUGGUGAGCCUUUAAAGAUGUGGAAAGCAGUCGUGGGACACAACGUGUCAGUGAAAGUGGAGGCUCAGGGAGACGACUGGGACACAGACCCUGAUUUCGUGAACGACAUCUCGGAGCGGGAGCAGCGCUGGGGAGCCAAAACCAUCGAGGGCUCGGGCCGCGCCGGGCACAUCGACAUCCAUCAGCUGAGGAACGAGGUAUCGGAGGAACAUGAGAUCAUCAAGAAGAAGGAGCUGGAGACGGGCCCCAAGGCAUCCUAUGGCUAUGGGGGCAAAUUUGGAACAGAGCAAGACCGAAUGGAUAAGUGCGCAGUAGGACACGAAUACGUCGCUCACGUUGAGAAGCACUCCUCCCAGACAGAUGCAGCCCAGGGCUUCGGCGGCAAGUUUGGAGUGCAGAGGGACCGAGCUGACAAGUCAGCAGUGGGCUUUGAAUACAAGGGUGAGGUGGAGAAACACUCGUCCCAGAAAGAUUACUCCAAGGGCUUUGGUGGCCGUUACGGAGUGGAAAGGGAUAAGGUGGACAAAGCGGCUGUGGGAUUUGACUACAAAAGCCAGGCAGAGAAGCAUGACUCUCAGAAAGACUAUUCUGUGGGCUUUGGUGGGAAGUUUGGGGUCCAGAGAGAUCGUCAGGACAAGACUGCCCUUGGCUGGGACCAUCAGGAAGAAGUGCAACCCCAUGCAUCCCAAAGAGACUAUGCCAAGGGGUUUGGAGGCCGUUUUGGGGUCCAGAAGGAUAGAGUGGAUAAGAGUGCUGCUGGCUUUGAUGAGAUGGCAGCUCCCACCUCCUCCUAUGAGAAAACAAGACCCCUGGAGGCAGGAGCUUCCAGUGGCACGAGCAGCCUGCGGUCACGGUUUGAGCACAUGGCCAAGUCGGCAGAGGAGGAGAGCAGGAGGCAGGCGGAGGAGGAGCGGGCGAGGCGGCAGCCCCGGGGGCACCCGGUGCCUCGGCAGCAGCAGGAAAUCCCUCUGAGAGAGGAGGAGCACACUGGGACAGCCCCUCCAGCCGUGCCAGCGAGGGUACCCACGAGCACUGCUGGGGACCAGCCUGUGUCACCAGAACAGGAGGCCGAAAGGGAGGAUGAAGAGGUGCCACCCACUUUGCCACCAAGGCCGGCAGAUCUGGAUGCAGAGCUGGGCAAGGUCCCCAGCCAGGGUCAGCCCACCUACAGUGCAAACUUGGAUGUUGGUGGAGACUAUGAGGAGCUGCCAGAGUCCUCUGACUACUAUGACAUUACCAGUGGAGGUGCUGACUAUGAGGAGCUGCCAGCCCCGCUGGGAAAGCCAGAUGCCACUUGUGACUUUGGAGGAGAUGGAGGUGAAGACUAUGAAGUGAUCCUUCCUCAGGAGCCCACGCAGAGCCAGCUCCACCUGGGGAACACCGACGGUGCCUACGGAGGGCAGAGCCCCGGGGUCUGCGCAGUGGCUCUCUACGAUUACCAAGGAGAUGGAGAUGAUGAGAUUUCUUUUGAUCCUGAGGACACAAUCACGCACAUUGAGAUGGUGGAUGAAGGCUGGUGGCGGGGACAGUGCCAUGGCAGAGUCGGCCUCUUCCCAGCAAAUUAUGUGAAGCUUCUGCAAUGAAAUGAGCACAGUGCAAGCUGCUUCCUUUCAACUUUUGCCUCUGUCAUAGUCUGACACUGGCCAAAUGCCAGCACCCACAAAAGCCACUC